ACACGAUUAAACUUUAUCAAAAAAAAAAAAACUUUAUCACUUCACUAUCAAACAUUUCUUUAUUUUCCAAGACUCUUUCACCUCCAUCACAGGUUCACAGCUCUCUCAAUCUUUCACCUCAGACUCUCUCUUUCUCUUAACGCUUCAAACCUUCAGCUCUUCUCAAGGACUCAAAGCUUGCUGGAUAUUUACCGGUGCCGCCGCUCUCACCAAAUGGCAUGACUUCAUCGUUAGUGUAAAGAGGAGUUAGAAACGAAGGGAGGCAGAAAGUAUGGCUGCGUGAGGGGAGGGAAAGAAGCAUUUUGUGUAAUUUUGUACCGGUCCGGUAUCCAUUAACCUGCCGGAAUCCGGUAUAUAUCGCGGUAUGGCCGAAACAGCUCCGGUACGUCCGGUAUUUAAACCGCUACGAAAUGCUAGCGUUUCUGUACCGGCGAAGGUUCCGGCACGGUAAAUACCAGCUGGUACGGUACGAGAUUGUCUUCCUUGCAUCAGAAUCUAGACUUGCUUUGCUUAGUAAAACUGUAUUGAACCGAAGCAAUCAUCAAUCAUCCACCAAACAUGCCAUCCUCUGUUUCCAUUUCCCCUGUUAUAUUUGUUUGGAUUACUACUAUCAUAAUCAUAAACCAUGCGAAUACUACUGUUGCAAAACCUCAAUCAUCGUCACUAGCCCAGGAAUCAAAGGCUCUGAAACAGACUCACUGGUGGCAGUGGUGCUAUUAUGAAAACAUAACCAUAAGUCCUUGCGAUUUGCAGGGUAUCGUUUGCAAUGAUGGUAGAAGCGUGAUAGAGAUCAACUUAAACAAAGCAAAAUGGUUACACGAUAUGCAACCCUACUUAAGCAAUUUUAACUUCUCUUCAUUCCCAAAUUUGGUCCGAUUCAAGCCAGCAGGAGUGCGGCUACAUGGGAGCAUCCCACCAGAGAUUGGUAGUGUUUCUAAACUCACUCACCUCAACUUAUCUCGGAAUCUUCUUUCAGGUGAGCUACCUCUCUCACUCGCAAAACUCACUCAAUUAGAGAAGCUUGAUAUUUCUUUCAAUCAAAUGAGCGGUCCAAUUCCCUUACAAUUGGGAAACCUGAGAAGUCUUGUUGAAUUAUACCUGGGUGGAAAUUACUUCAGUGGUACGAUCCCUUCAACUCUUGGUCUUUUGACUUGUCUCACUCAUCUUGAUUUACAUUCAAAUCAAAUCAACGGUACUAUCCCUUCUCAAAUAUAUAAUCUGAAGAAUUUGAUGGCUCUGCAUUUUGAUGAUAACAAUCUUUUUGGUCCUAUUUCUUCAAAAAUUGGAAACCUGAAAAAUGUGGUUUCUCUAAACCUUUCUCAUAACUUGCUCAUUGGUCCACUUCCUCAUACUUUGGGUUGUUUGACAAACUUGACCCUUCUCUCUCUUGAUUCCAACCAAAUCAGUGGCCCCAUUCCCCUAGAAAUAGGAAACAUGAGAAAGUUGAGGCACUUGGAUCUCCAUAAUAAUAGCCUUACUGGUUUAAUACCUUCAACUCUGGGGAACUUGACCAAAUUGGAUUUUUUAAAUCUUAGCGUCAACAAUCUUGUUGGUAAAAUUCCUCCAUACGUGGGUCAUUUAACCAAUUUAAGCUAUUUGGAUAUUCAUUCAAAUCAAAUAAAUGGUUCAAUUCCCACGGAAAUAAGGAAUUUGACAAAAUUGGUUUUUUUGGAUCUUGGUGUUAACAAUCUCUCUGGUACAAUUCCUCCGGUCUUUGGUCAUUUAGCCACAUUAUGCUAUCUGGACAUUCAUUCAAAUCAAAUAAAUGGUUCCAUAAAUUCAACAAUGGGAGAUUUGCAAUUUAUGAAAAAGUUGGAUCUAUCAAAUAACCACAUAUCUGGAAUCAUUCCACAUGAGUUAACUCAAUUAACCCGAUUGGAAUAUCUUAAUCUUUCCUUGAACAAACUUUCUGGUGAGAUACUACCUAAUAUAGGUAAUCUCUAUAGUCUUUCUGUUCUAGACCUCUCCCACAACAAUCUGAGCGGAUCCAUUCCAACUCAACUUGGUUAUUGCUUUUUUUUGGGUCAAUUGUUUUUGAGCUACAACCGCUUUAGUGGAACCAUUCCUCCUGGAGUUUCAUACUCAGAUAAGCUGACUAUUUUUGACCUUAGUCAUAACUUGUUUAGUGGAAAUAUACCUCUUCAACUUGGGUACUCAAAAAACUUACGACACGUGGAUCUCAGCUCUAAUACUCUUACUGGGCACAUUCCUAGCACACUUGUUUUCCAUUGCCAAAUCAAUUUGUCUUACAACUACUUGGAAGGUCAAAUCCCAGAUGGUUUUUGGAGAUAUAAUACACUCAGGUCAGUUAUGGGCAACAAGAAUUUAUGUGAUGACCACAUCUCAGGAAUACCUCAUUGCUCCACAGGGAUUAAGAAAUCCUCAAAUUUGAUUAAGAUCAUUAUUCUGGCCCCUGUUAUCCUCGGCUUCUUAUUACUUGGAGUUGGAAUUGUGUUCCUCUCUCGCCGAAAGGUAAUUAGGAAUAAUAAAAAUGAGUGUAAAGCAAUGAGGAAUGGAAAUUUAUUCUCAAUAUGGAAUUAUGAUGGAAAUAUUGCAUUCGAAGACAUCAUUGCAGCAACAGAGGACUUUGAUAUCAGAUAUUGCAUUGGAACUGGUGGUUAUGGCAGUGUUUACAAAGCAACACUACCAAGUGGAAAAGUGAUUGCCCUUAAAAAACUUCACCAUUUAGAAUCUCAGGAGCCAGCUUUUGACAAGAGUUUUAGGAAUGAAGCCAAAGUCUUAUCUGAAGUUCGUCAUCGAAACAUUGUGAAGCUUUAUGGGUUUUGUCUACACAACCGAUGCAUGUUUUUGGUUUAUGAAUACAUUGAAAGAGGAAGCUUAUUUUAUGCCAUAAGCAAUGAUGUUGAAGCUAAGGAACUGAAUUGGAAGAAGCGGGUGAAUAUCAUUAAAGGAAUAGCAAAUGCUUUAUCAUACUUGCAUCAUGAUUGCAUUCCAACAAUUGUCCAUCGAGACUUGACCACAAGCAACAUUUUAUUGAACUCAGAAUUUGAGGCUUUUGUUGCAGAUUUUGGCAUUGCUAGACCCCUAAAUCCUGAUUCCUCCAAUUUAACCACACUUGCUGGCACCUGCGGAUAUAUUGCCCCAGAACUUGCCUACACCAUGGUUGUGAACGAAAAAUGUGAUGUCUAUAGCUUUGGUAUAGUGGUGCUUGAAACAAUAAUGGGAAGGCAUCCAGGAGAGCUUAUAUCCUCAUUAGCAUCAUCAUCUGCUCGACAUAUCAUGCUGAAAGAUGUCUUAGAUCCUCGCCUUUCACCUCAUAUUAACCAAACAAUUGCUCAAAAUGUGGUUUUAGUUGUGACACUAGCAUUGGCCUGCCUACGUUCCAAUCCUAAAUCUCGCCCUACAAUGAAACAAGUGUCACAAGAAAUCCUUGUUCGGAAGCCGCCACUACUCAAGCCGUUUUAUGAAAUUUCAAUGUGGGAGUUGAUGAAUCAAGAAAUAUACUUGGUAGACAAAAAUUAGAAAAAGUUUAGAUAAGGUCUUUGGUGACCCAUCUUCAGUAGGUGCAGUAGACAAAGCCAUCCAUACCGGGAAGACAACACUAGCACUGACCGAUUACCUAAAAGGGGUGGACUAUUGAAUAAUGAUUUUGUUGUAUAUUUCUAUAUUUAUACCUCAUACCAUUGUUGUCCUUACUGCACCACCAGGAUGCUGAUAAGUUGUAUUUUCCCAGGAUUGCAAAUGUGUUGACUUUUUAUUCCCACAAUAAGUCUUUAAUAACGUCCUCUAUGCCUAACUAAAUUGAUUAAAUUGUUAUCACUGCUA
This is a messenger RNA of Quercus robur (English oak), 3786 nucleotides long. Its product is annotated as MDIS1-interacting receptor like kinase 2-like. The coding region runs from base 559 to 3483 and encodes 974 amino acids. Gene Ontology annotation, molecular function: ATP binding; protein binding; protein kinase activity. The record is from RefSeq and is a predicted model, not a curated record. Gene Ontology annotation, biological process: protein phosphorylation; hormone-mediated signaling pathway. Gene Ontology annotation, cellular component: plasma membrane. NCBI's taxonomy places the organism in Eukaryota, Viridiplantae, Streptophyta, Magnoliopsida, Fagales, Fagaceae. The transcript is spliced from 4 exons.